This is a messenger RNA of Manis javanica (Malayan pangolin), 1668 nucleotides long. Lineage: Eukaryota; Metazoa; Chordata; Mammalia; Pholidota; Manidae. The record is from RefSeq and is a predicted model, not a curated record.
GCGCGGGGAGGAGCUGACCUGGUCGCGGCUCCUCUUCUCACUUUCUCGGAACGUGACUGAGCUGCUGCAGCUGGCAGCCGGCGGCUUCGGCGGGGCGAGCCGUGGGUGGGAGAUGACGGUCAUUUCCUCCCUGCUUGGCCCACCGCGAGUAUCAACUCCCUUCGCCUCGGGGCCCUGGGACUGCGGACGUGGCAGGAUAUCGGAUAAAAUUUGAGAAAUACACGGCCUAAGAGUUUAAAGGAUUCUCUUUGAAAAGAUCUGGUUGGUGUUGGAGGGUGAAAGAAAAUGAAUUUUUUUUCUGAUUUACCUGCAGAGAACUUAACCAUUGCAGUCAAUAUGACCAAGACUUUGUCCUCAACAGUAGCACAUGGAUUCAAUUCUACUAAUGAUCCACCUUCAAUGUCAAUAACAAGGCUUUUUCCAGCCUUACUAGAAUGCUUUGGCAUAGUCCUUUGUGGCUACAUAGCAGGAAGAGCCAAUGUCAUAACGUCCACACAGUCCAAAGGACUGGGAAAUUUUGUCUCCAGAUUUGCACUUCCAGCUUUAUUAUUUAAAAACAUGGUUGUACUUAAUUUUUCCAAUGUGGAUUGGUCUUUCCUAUAUAGUAUCUUAAUUGCCAAAGCUUCUGUGUUUUUCAUUGUAUGUGUAUUAACCUUACUGGUUGCCAGUCCUGAUAGUCGAUUUAGCAAAGCUGGACUGUUCCCUAUUUUUGCUACACAAAGUAAUGAUUUUGCAUUGGGAUAUCCUAUAGUUGAAGCUUUAUAUCAAACUACAUACCCAGAAUAUCUCCAGUACAUUUACUUGGUGGCGCCAAUAUCUCUUAUGAUGUUAAACCCUAUAGGGUUUAUCUUCUGUGAAAUUCAGAAGUGGAAAGACACCCCCAAUGCUUCUCAAAACAAAGUGAAAAUUGUGGGACUUGGACUUCUGCGUGUAUUACAGAACCCAAUAGUAUUUAUGGUCUUCAUUGGUAUAGCCUUCAAUUUUAUUCUUGAUCAAAAGGUGCCCAUGUAUAUGGAAAAUUUUCUUGAUGGACUUGCAAAUUCUUUUUCUGGAUCAGCCCUAUUUUAUCUUGGCCUGACAAUGGUAGGAAAAAUAAAGAAACUGAAGAAGUCAGCAUUUGUUGUACUAAUUCUUCUCAUCACAGCUAAACUCCUGGUGCUGCCCCUUCUGUGCAGAGAAAUGGUGGAACUCUUGGACAAGGGCGACAGUGUAGUGAACCAUACAAGCUUAUCAAAUUAUGCAUUUUUGUAUGGUGUAUUUCCUGUAGCACCGGGAGUGGCUAUCUUUGCAACACAGUUCAACAUGGAAGUAGAGAUUAUAACUUCAGGAAUGGUAAUAAGCACAUUUGUGUCCGCGCCAAUCAUGUAUGUCUCUGCCUGGUUACUGACCUUUCCCACUAUGGACCCUAAGCCAUUGGCCUAUGCCAUCCAAAAUGUUAGUUUUGAUAUAAGUAUUAUCAGCCUGGUCUCCUUGAUCUGGUCUCUAGCUAUUCUUCUUUUGAGUAAGAAAUAUAAACAGCUUCCGCAUAUGCUUACAACUAACUUACUCAUCGCUCAGGUUAGUAAAUGUAAGGUGUUUAGAACUAUCCUUUUUUCAUUGAUUAUAGUACUAUAGAGGAGAAAAUUACUUUGCUGGGUUUUUCCAGUUAUAAAAUCAGAAAUAUUUUAU